Molecule: messenger RNA, 4194 nt
Organism: Lytechinus variegatus (green sea urchin)
Lineage: Eukaryota; Metazoa; Echinodermata; Echinoidea; Temnopleuroida; Toxopneustidae
Product: E3 ubiquitin-protein ligase MIB2-like
Exons: 18
Coding region: 556-4104 (1182 amino acids)
Biological process (GO): protein ubiquitination
Cellular component (GO): cytoplasm
Molecular function (GO): ubiquitin-protein transferase activity; zinc ion binding; protein binding
Source: RefSeq, a predicted model, not a curated record
CCCAACACUUUCGUCUUCAAACUUCUUCAAGUUAGGCAGUGCAAAACGUUCGCGGUAAAGGGAAAAAUUGUACAUCUGCAUUUGUAAUUUCAGUCGUUUGGAUCUGAUUUUGAUGCAUGGUCAUGGAAGACUUUGUAAAGGGAUAAACGUGACUGCGAUUUGUCAAACUAGAGAUUGAGGUGGAUACCGCCGUGUACAUUUUCUUGAAUCGGUUUCCGCCCACCGGCCAUGAUGUAAUUCUCCAAAUCGACGCAUAUGACAUCCCUUUGCACAUGUAUCCAAUGGGAAUAUCACAGUUCUAUGAUUUAGUCAUUCGAACUGCACCGUAGCUAAAUCACUAAAUGUUGUGUAAGGAAAUACAGACAUAACCUUGCUGUAGAGUGAAGUGUGAAUUUGAUUGUGACCAGAGUCUUUCUUUGGCUUUCUUUCUGCUGUGCUAGCUGCUACUACAUGCAGUGGUAUCUUUCUUGGAUUAUAAUUUAGUUUUCAACGUAAAACAAAUUCUGGAUAAAGAGAUCACCCUUUCAACAAAAUUUGUAGUGCUUGACUUUGAUCAUGCUACUGGAGCCAGGACUUCGAGUGGUUCGAGGACCAGACUGGAAAUGGGAUGAGCAAGAUGGAGGAUGCGGCCAUCUUGGUACGGUUGUCCCCUCACAGCCAAUAGUUCCAGACAAGCUCUCUAUUGAAGUCCGGUGGGAUCGAGGUCUGAGAGGAGACUACAGGGUCGGAUAUCAGGAUGCAUAUGACUUGCGUCUCUAUGACAACAGUACAGUUGGUGUGAACCACAUUGAUAUCAAAUGUGAUGUCUGCCAGAAAUACCCAAUCUACGGCAUCCGCUGGAAAUGCGAGAACAUUGAAAAAUACAACCUCUGCUCUGCCUGCUACCAUGGAGGCAAAGCCAACCUCUCGCAUAGUUAUCACAGGAUUGUCGUUCCAGGAGCAAUAGGGGUCCGGAUGGAAAAACGAAAUUUGAGUGUUCUGGUUGAGGUCAAAGGUCUCUUUCCAGGAGCAAAGGUCAGAGUCGGCUCAGAUCUUCAGGUUCCCAAAGAUGAUGAGAGGUAUCGCUACAAGGGCACCCUGAAGAGGCUUGAGCCCUGGGUCGAUGGCUUUCCAAACACCGCAGCCGUAGUGAACUGGCCCCCCGUCCGUCAGGAUAGAUACAGAGUGGGUUAUAAAGGGUUUAUGGACAUCAAGACAAAAGAACCAACACCUGGAGGCAUGUGCUACCUUACUCAUCUUCCUGUACUUGGGCAUCCUGUUGAGAUGGAGUGUGUUGAAGGUCUUAGGGUAGGUGAUCAUGUGACCGUCAACAUGGAAGAGGAUCUUCUACGUGAGCUGCAGCGGGGACAUGGAGAUUGGCAGCCAGGGAUGGCCAAUGAAAUAGGACAGACAGGGACCAUUCGAGAUAUUACGAGUAACCAGGACAUCAAGGUCUGGUAUCAAGAUAGAAACAGAAUGUGGAUAUUCCAUCCAGCUGCUUUGACAAAGGUUCAUCGUAGACCUUCGAGUUUGGUGGAAGUUGAUGAAUCUGGCGACUUUCGGAUUGAGGUCGAUAAAAGUGGACAGCGACGUCCUGCUCCAAAGGAUAGCAUCCCCAGUCAAAGAAGAAACGGUGGAUCAUCAGAUUCCUCCAAGUUCACUGGCCAGAGGAGUAAUGUCAAGAUCCAUGAGGUCAGUAUGCGGGUUGGUCUGGAGAAGAGUAAGGACCAAUCUGAGGACAUAGCCAUUGCUGCAGCUCAAGGCAACGAAAAGGAUGUCCGAGAGAUCCUCAGAGGCCAUCCAGAAUGGGUUAAUUCAACGUGUGAUGACAAGAGCCCUCUACAGUUGGCAGUGUAUGGAGGUUUCUUGGACGUUGCCAAGCUGUUAAUAGCAGCCGGAGCUGAUCUAGAUGCUACUGAUGAUGAUGGAGACACGGCUCUGAUGUUUGCUGUAUAUGGUAACCAUCCAGAGAUCGUCAAGUUUCUUCUUCAGAAAGAAGCAAAUGUGAACAUUGUAAACAAUGAGAGACGCUCAGCCCUACACCAGGCGGUUACAAGAAACUACAUAGAAUGUAUUAAAAUCCUCUUGGAGUACAAUAUCAAUUUGAAUAUACAGGAUAACUUUGGUGAUACAGCCGUUCACGAUGCCAUCAGCGGUCAAAGCAAGUCAGUUCUAUCUCUUCUCUUGACCAGAGGGGGCAUAAAUUUCAGACUGAGUAACAAGCGAGAGUUUAACGCUCUUCAAUGGGCCGCCAUGAAAGGGAAUAUCAAUGCCGUCACAAUGAUUUUAACCAUAGAGAAAGAACUGGCAGGUAUUCGUAACGUCGAUGGACAAACUGCCCUUCACAUUGCCGCAAGAAAUAAUUUUGAGGAUAUAGUGAGGAUAUUGAUAGUCCAGGGAGAGUGUAGUGUAGACGAAUAUACUGUGGACAAACAAACUCCUCUCCUAUUGGCUGUGGGGGCGGGUCACGUGGAGACCGUCGAGGUGCUUCUGAAGCUGUGGGCUGACGUCAACUUACCUGAUGCCGACGGAGACACCAGCUUGCACGUCGCCCUCUUGAGGCAGGUCAUAUUCCAGGAUGUCACCGAAACGUUACUCAUACAAAAGAUCAAAGACAGGAUUCUUGAUCAGUCCGUGGCGACAUCUGGCCUUGCUUUGGCCUGUCUUCUCGUUGAAUACAGAGCAGAUCUGGGUCACGUGAACAACAAAGGUCAAACUCCCCUUGACAUAGUCCCAGAUACCAAGAUUCAUGCGGUGCUCAAGAGCUUUGUCACAGAUAGAGGGAGUCCUGGUCAGCAAACUGCCACAGUCUUUCCUGCUUCUGCCCCGCCUCGUCAUCCAAAAGAUGGCACGGGUGGUCUGCAGAGAGGAAAUGAAACACAGCGAGAGCGAGAACAACGAGAAAAAAUUGAGUAUUAUGAACGUCAGCAUAGAUUAAGCCUAGGUGAGGAGGGUCAAGAUAACCGGCUUGUUGAUACGGGGACCAGUGGACUGAGAGAGAAUCUGGAUCGGGGCUCUGGAGUUGUGGAUCACCAGGAACUCCUACAGAAGGGUGAUGAUGGUGAAGCAAGGGGGAGGCAGGACCACGUCCAGAUGCAGCGGGAUAAAGAGAGGCAGUUCCGUCUUGCUCCAUCCUGGAGUAUGCCUGGGAGUGAAGAUGUUGGUAAAUCUACCGUUGCUCCGGAACAUCGUCCAAGCGAUGAGGUUGGUAGUGAGAUUCCAGUACAUAUUGUUAAGCAGCAAAUGGAGGAGAUGCAGAUUUUGGGGGAUCUUGACGCUGACCGACAUCGCAAGGAUAACCGAGGACAAACACCAGAGCAUAUCCUCAAACAAGAGAAACAGCUUUUGGCCAUUCAUGAAGCACUUCCUGACCCUAACAGAGUAUCUCCAGGGCACUAUCAUGCUCCUAUUCGCAUCCCAGAACAGGUUAUAGAUCACAUCGAAAUGCAAGCGAGAAAAGAAUGUCAGUUUGAAGCCAUAGCACAGGCUCCUUCCCGAGUAGGUCAAGACAGACCAAUCCAUCGUCCCACCCCACGUCUUGACCUAACUCCUCAACGAUCACCACGUCAGGAUCCAUCCUCGGAUGCCUCGCCUUCACCCCUACCAUACCGGUCUACCCCUACUCCAACCACCAUGACUCCCAAUCUAGAACAAUGUCUGCUGCGCUGUGGUAACAUCGCCGAUGGUCAGUUCAAACCUUGUGACCACACCAUCGUCUGUGAGAACUGCGCCAAGUGCUUCCAGCUAUGCCCUGAGGCCGGGUGCAGGCAAAAAGUGGAGUCUGUUUUGAAGCUGAGUCGGCUAUUUCCAGUGUAUUCCAACGCUGAUCCUGGUAUGGGCCAACAAACACCGAAAACUGGAGCAUUUGCUGCAAAGGGCGCAACGGGAGAUCAUCCAUCGGGGGCAAGGAGAAAGAUCUUUGAGCCAGACAGCGAGCUGACCAAGUCAAUUCUCAUCCAGAAGAACCUGAAGUUGGAGGAUGAGGUGCUGUGUCCAGUCUGUAUUGAUCAGAGAAGGGAAUUUGUCUUCUUGUGUGGACAUUCUCUUUGUGAAAGUUGCUCCGAAUCCAUUGAUGAUUGUCCAUUUUGUAGACGGCCCAUCACAAAGAAAAUUAAGAUGUAUUGAGGGACUGUUGCUCUGCGAUUAGUAUCUUAUACAAUGUCCUUACUUGGUGUUUUUUUUUAUGAUUAUCUUCCAUAUUGUGCUCACUGAUUU